AUGCUUACCGCUAUUUCUCAUGUUCUUUACACCUCUUCUUCUCAUCAUACUUCAUACUCAACAGCUCCUCAAACACCAACACCAGAAGAAUUUGAUCAAUAUGAAGUUAAUUCAACUUCAACCCCAACCACAGCCUCUAAGAAUGCAUUCGUUAUCACUGGCAAUCCAGGAACUGGUAAGUCCUGUUUCCUCUUCUACAUUAUGGCUCUCAUCUCACGGGUCAAGGAAACUAUGGUUGUUCACUCGAUUCACGCCCAGAUUGCCGAUUCAUACUAUCUCUACACUUACGUUGGUGGCAUUCCAGUUGUCACUCUACAACAACCACAACCCAAGAGUGAUUUUAUCACUCUCCUUGGUCUCAGAUCAACUUUCUUUUUGGUAGACAGCAAAGAGGAGACAAAUGUCGCAGCUAAAACGAUCAUUGUUUCAUCGCCUGAUCCGAGGAUCUACAAAGAGUUUCUGAAGAACGUUGGCACUACCCGCAGGUAUAUGUCACCUUGGUGUAAAUCCGAACUUGAUCACGUAAGACCAAUUUUAUACCCAAAUGUCACACAGUGUGAAACCAUGUCUGGCAAUGAAGCAUCUUCCUCUACCACUACUUCAACCAACGAUUCAAAGCCUUUUGACCAAGUUAAAGUCACCGCAUGGUCAACCAAGCAUUCCAUCGAGUGGAUAGCUUUCAAUAAAGCAUAUACUCCAUCUCCCAAUGAAAAGACUGCCAAUACAUCAGAAUAUGAGAUUAGAACAGGACAACAACUCCUGUACAUUGCCAAGGACAAGGACGACUUCGCAGACUAUUGCAGUGACAAACGAUUUGGCAAAAUUUUGUGGACCGAUCUUCAAGAACGAAUUAAAGACAAAAAUAAAGCUGAUGCUCUCACGGAUGCCGAGAAUGCACAUCCAACAGCACAAGUUGUUACACUUUGUAAUCUCAUAUCUUUUGGUUUUGAAAGGAAACGUUUAGGGUCUGAGAUUGAGAAAGUCAUGGAAUCUAUGAAAAAGUCCAAGUUUGAUGGUCCUAUUGUAUCUCUACCACGUGAUCCUCUCAGUGCACUGAUAUCAUCUCGUAAAAGGUUUGAGUUUACCGAUAACACUCUAAAGUUGGUGAACAGAGAUAUUACAAACAAAUUACACACGUUCAUCAAAUCAAAUUAUCGCAACUCAAGAGGAGUUUACAUUCAAGGACCACAGGGAGUAGGUAAAUCACAUUCCAUUUAUCAAAUAGUUGUCAAACUCCGAGUUGAAGCACCAAACAAUCGUGUCAUAUACAUCCAAGACUGUGCAAAUUGGACAGCUGGUGAUCCCUAUCUUUUUUUCGUACAGGCUCUGGAAACUGGAUUUGGUCUGGCAGGAGAUUCAUUUAUUAGAGACACUUACAAUUCAAUCAUAAAUGAAGAACAGUUAUACUUGUUUAUGGAUAAAUUAUCAGUUUAUUGCAAGUUUCAAGAUCUCUGUGUAUAUUUUAUCUUUGAUCAACACAACUCUCUCACCAACUCUCAAAGAACAAGUUCUCCCUUUUCAAUAGUAGAGAGUUAUCUUGUCAACAAUAUUGGUUGGUGUAACAAUCUCGUAGUUGUAUCUGGUUCUGCAAACAACAAUUACUAUCUCAAAGUUGCCAAGGACAAUGAAUGGCCUGUGUUUUACUUUUUUGAUGGUUUCUGUGACAAUGAAUUCAAGGAAUGGGUAGAAAUUCACAAACAAGAUCUCGGCAACCUCACAAGUAGUGAUAUACAGACCAUCAAAGAUCUCACCAAUUUUAUUCCAAUUGAACUCAAAUAUAUAUUAGACGAACAAAAGAAACAACAGGAUCAACAAUCACAAUCACAAUCACAAUCACAAUCACAAUCACAAUCACAAUCACAAUCACAAUCACAAUCACAAUCACAAUCACAAUCACAAGAACAAACACAAGGCUCCACUUUCAAUAAUGUUCUCACAUCGUAUAAGUCGUGGCGAAAAUCACUGAUCACUCAACAAGACAAUUACUUUUCUAAAGAGUUCCUUACAACCGACAUUCUUCACAAAGAUUAUAGAAGAGCAAUUGUAUUUAUGCAACACAAUGUACCUGUAACAGACGAAUCAAUAUUUCUCAACAAACAACUAUUGUACAAAAGUCAGGAAGACCUCAUAUUGCCUCUUUUCCCAUUGGUCAGAGAUAUUCUAAUUAUGCGUUAUAUGACACCCACCCAUCUCGUUGUACAAGAGUUUUAUCAAUCUGUCUUUUCCAAUAAGAUCUCGUUGACCAAAGAUGCUGUUGGAAGAAUCCUAGAGAAAUAUCUUAUUGAUACAUUGUUGGAACACAACCUCUUACAAGUGCAGCCCUCACUGGUGACAGGAGCAGAUGACAGAAAAGGUGUUACCUGCUAUAAAUAUACCCUUUGUUCACAAGUCGUCUUUGCAUGGGACAUAGUCCAAUAUAUCGUGGCUCAAAAUGAUUUAUCACAAAUCGAUUGGUCUAAGCCCUCACUUAUCAUUCCUCGUGCCUCUAACUACAAGGUGGCUGAUUGGUUCUUCUGGAAUCCUUCUUCAAAGACUCUGUCUGCUUUCCAGGUUACUAUUGGUUCAAAACACGCUAGCAAAUGGGCUGAAUCCGGUCUCAGAACCCAAUUCCAAAACUCUUGUCACUUUACUAAAGAUAUUUUUGUUUGGAUUGUGAAGAAUGAUUUUGACUAUAAACAGAAACACUUUAUUGAUCAAUACUUUAUUACCAUUCCAGAAUUAGCAAAUAGCAGAAUAGCAUUAUUUCUACAUCACCAUCAUUCUACAGCUUCAUUACUUCGGAAUGGCUAUAAGAAUCUUGAUUCUCUCAAGGCUGCCGUCAACAAUCCAAUUGCAUACCCAAUGCUUCUUAUUCUUCAACCGAUUCCAUUCCUCCCUGCAGACAUCACAAGUCUCAUUGAAUACUUCAAGAACGAAACAGCACCAGAUAUACCAUUAUAUAUGGAUAUGGAACUCGAUAAAUCAGAGUAUGGUGUUGUCACGAUGGGUAUAGACGAAGCAGGUCGUGGUCCUGUGCUAGGCCCACUUGUAUAUGCUGCGUGUUACGUACCGGAUUGUAAUUUAGAAAGAAUGAGAAAGCUAAGAUUUGAUGACUCAAAGAAACUUACGGAAGCACAAAGAGAAACUUUAUUUAAAACUAUUUUGGGUAACUAUGAGUUGCUUGGUUUCGUAAGUGAUGUAAACGAACCAUCUAUGCUAUCGGAAAAGAUGCUUUCAAAACAACAAGUUUCACUCGAUAGUAUAUCACAUGGAUCUGCAUUCAAUUUAAUUCAACAGGUUUUGGAUAAGGGAUAUAAUAUUGAAUCUUUAUAUGUGGAUACUGUCGGCCCACCGGCAAAGUACGAGGCAAAGAUAAGAGUGGCAUUCCCGUCGAUCAAGAAUGUAGUGGUUUCAAAGAAAGCCGAUAGUUUGUACCCUAUUGUGUCGGCCGCCAGUAUCUGUGCAAAGGUUAUUCGUGAUCGUAUCAUCAAGGCAACGGAUUUCGAAAAGUAUGGCAGCAAUGCCAGCGGACAGAACGCCCCGAUAAACACAAACAUUGGUUCCGGCUAUCCAAGUGACCCCGCCACCAAGUCGUGGCUACGCAACAAUCGUGACAAAGUAUUUGGCUAUCCAGACAUCGUGCGAUUCAGCUGGAAGACGACAUCGACUGCAAUGCAAGGCGAUUGCUACGGCGUGCAAUGGGUCAAUCAACAAUCACCCUAUUUCUCUGGCAAAAGAAAACGUUCUCUCUAUUUCGAUGAUAAUAAUCUCAACAAUGAAAUAAGUGAUUUUUAA
Messenger RNA from Heterostelium album PN500, 3774 nucleotides. Its product is annotated as ribonuclease H2 subunit A. The transcript has 15 exons. Gene Ontology annotation, cellular component: ribonuclease H2 complex. NCBI's taxonomy places the organism in Eukaryota, Evosea, Eumycetozoa, Acytosteliales, Acytosteliaceae. The coding region runs from base 1 to 3774 and encodes 1257 amino acids. The record is from RefSeq and is a predicted model, not a curated record. Gene Ontology annotation, molecular function: RNA binding; RNA-DNA hybrid ribonuclease activity. Gene Ontology annotation, biological process: DNA replication, removal of RNA primer; mismatch repair.